Messenger RNA from Thrips palmi, 4560 nucleotides. RefSeq names its product phosphoglucomutase (gene Pgm1). Gene Ontology annotation, molecular function: magnesium ion binding; phosphoglucomutase activity. The transcript is spliced from 11 exons. The record is from RefSeq and is a predicted model, not a curated record. Bases 131 to 1804 code for a protein of 557 amino acids. Lineage: Eukaryota; Metazoa; Arthropoda; Insecta; Thysanoptera; Thripidae. Gene Ontology annotation, biological process: carbohydrate metabolic process. Gene Ontology annotation, cellular component: cytosol.
ACUCCCCGCUGGCGCUGGCGCUGCGACCGCGCAGUCAGUGUCCUUGCGCCGGUCAUUGGUCCACACUCAGUCUGCUCUAGAGUCUCGUCCGCAGCUGCACGGACUCCUAGUUGAUCGGAAGCCGUCCGAAAUGUCGCUCAAAGUUACCAAAGUCGAGACCAAGGUCUACGAUGGCCAGAAGCCCGGCACCAGCGGCCUGCGGAAGGCUGUCAAAGUGUUUCAACAAGUCCACUACACGGAGAACUUCGUACAGUGCAUCCUGAGCGCCCUGGGGAAGGACUGUGCCGGCAGUACUCUGGUUGUCGGUGGUGACGGCCGCUACUACGGCAAGGAAGCGGUGGACAAGAUCAUCAAAAUUGCGGCCGCCAACGGGGUGUCAAAACUGCUCAUCGGUCAGAAUGGAAUCUUGUCUACUCCUGCGGUGUCCUGCUUGAUCAGGAAGUACAAAACCACUGGUGGUAUUGUUUUGACCGCUAGUCACAACCCUGGUGGUCCUGACAACGAUUUUGGCAUUAAGUUUAACUGCUCCAAUGGCGGUCCUGCUCCUGAUGGAGUCACUAAUGAUAUUUACGCUCUGACGACAAAGAUCUCAACCUACUCUAUUGUUGCGGACCUGAGGUGUCCUAUUGACAAGAUUGGCACUCAGACUUUUGAGGUUGAGGGAAAGACAUUUACUGUAGAGAUCAUUGACUCUGUCAAAGAUUAUCUUGAACUUAUGAAAGAAAUCUUUGAUUUUGUUGCUCUGAAGAAGCUCUUACAAGGAGGCUUUAAGGUUCUGAUUGAUUCCAUGAAUGGAGUUACUGGUCCCUACGUCCAAAGAAUCUUUGUUGAGGAAUUGGGUGCUCCAGUCGAUAACACAGUCCGCACAACUCCCCUGGAAGACUUUGGUGGUCACCACCCUGACCCCAACCUUACGUAUGCUGCUGAUCUUGUCAAGUCUGUUGCAAGUGGAAACUAUGAUUUGGGAGCUGCUUUUGAUGGAGAUGGAGACCGGAACAUGAUCUUGGGCCGCAAAGCAUUCUUUGUCACUCCGUCUGACUCACUUGCUGUCCUAGCGAACCAUUUAGAGUGUAUCCCAUAUUUCAAAAAGACUGGAGUCAAAGGAUAUGCUCGCAGUAUGCCCACAGGAGCUGCUGUUGACAGAGUUGCUGCUGCCACUAAAAAGGAGUUCUUUGAGGUCCCAACUGGUUGGAAGUACUUUGGUAACUUGAUGGAUGCUGGUCGUCUGUCACUGUGUGGUGAGGAAAGUUUUGGAACUGGCUCUGACCACAUCAGAGAGAAGGACGGCAUCUGGGCAGUGCUGGCUUGGCUGUCAGUCCUUGCUCACACUGGAAAAUCUGUUGAGGACACUUUGCUAGCUCACUGGGGCACCUAUGGCCGUAACUUCUUCACAAGGUAUGAUUAUGAAAAUUGUGCGUCAGAUCCCUGCAAUGAAAUGAUGAAGAAAUUGGAAGAGCUGAUCACCUCCCCCUCAUUCCGAGGCACCAAGUACAGUAAUGGUGGGAAAACAUAUGUGGUGAAGGAAGGUGAUAACUAUGCAUACACUGAUCCCAUUGACAAGAGCUUUGCCUCCAAGCAGGGUCUCCGUAUUAUGUUUGAAGAUGGUUCCCGGCUUAUCUUCCGGUUGAGUGGUACUGGCAGUUCAGGUGCCACUGUUCGCAUGUAUGUAGACAGCUAUGAAUCUGACAAGAGCAAGCAUUCCGCUGAUGCUCAGGACAUCUUGAAGCCGCUGGUGGAAAUUGCACUGGAGGUCUCAAAACUGAAGGAGUUCACCGGUCGCCAGGAACCAACAGUUAUCACUUAAAGAAGUUGCUGGUGUGCUUUUAACAUAAAAUAUUUGCUCAUUCAUCGCCAAAAAUCUUUUUGUACCUCUAGCAUUUGCUGGAAUACAUAUUAUAUGGGAUUCACUCUUACCUUAGAAAAUGUAACUAGGUAUUAUAAAUUUUUGAAACCACUUUUAUGAUAAUUCCUUCUUAUCAAUUUAGUAUGCCUCUUUGUUAGAAAUUUUUGUUGUCUUUUUGUUUGAAAGUUUUUAGUCAAAGACAUUUAUCAUCCAUAUCAACUCUCAUGCUACAAUUUUGUUUUGUUACUGUUAAUUAGGUUGUGGUCAUCUUUCCCUAAUCUUUACUUGGUUACUGUUAUUGUUUGGCUUCAGAUUUUAUGUGUAUUGUUUUUAAGUCUUCCAUUUUCACACAUCCGUUUAUUUGCUUUUGUGUUUUUGAGAAUGAAAACUACUUACUGUGUUUGGAAGAAAUAUUAUCUUAUGUACUUACUGUGCAUUUUCUAUUGUUCUUUUGCAAAGUUUUUUUAAGAACUACAAAUCAUCCUUUAAUGAAUCCAAGGUUUUUGCUCGUCAUCUUUAGUUCUCCUGCCAUUUAUAAAAUUUCUUGUGCCUAGUCAUGUCAUGUCAAAGAUUUUUGUAAUGUUUUGGGGUUUUGGAAUAGUGUUUCCUUGUCAAGAAAGGAAGAGAAAUUUUAUGAAAUUACAAACCAAUAAGUUGUUCUUGUGAUAAUUAAAUUAUAAAUUUCUCAUGUCUAUUGUCAGUGUACUGUUCUUUUUGACAAAAGCACAUUGAAUGACAGUGCCAUCCAACAUGACCUGUUAUGUUAAGAACCUUUUUUUAUAUUUUCACUGAACAGUGCUGCAAAUAUUUCAAAAUAUAGAAAAGUCAUUAGAAGACAGUCCUUAGGGUAAGUAAUGUGAGAAAUUUUGGGAAUAAGAGUAUUGAAAGCUCUGCUUCAGCAUUAAACUAUGACCUUUGAAUGGUUGUUUGCUGGUGCGUGAGCUUGGCUAUGAUAAAAAUUAGUGUACUUGGUUUGACAUGUUUCACGCAGGGAUGAAACACUAGUUCUAUCAAGGCAGCUUCUCAGAGAUGCCUGCGUUUAAUGUUACUUUCAGUUCAAAUUAAAUAUGCUAUGCUUUUUACAGCUCAUACUACUCUGUGGCACAGGUCUUCAUUAUUAGGGGUGCAUAAGCACUGUUAGCUGGCUUUUUGAUCAAAACAUUAUUCUCUUAGGUUGUGUUUGGAAGAUUGUAUGGAUUGGGUAAUUGUGGUAUUUUUGUGGAUGUGUGUGAAAUGUAAAUAUUUUCAAUUCCACCUUGCCAAAGACUUAUAUUUUUAGUGGAGAGAGAAAGAUAUUGUUUGACAUUGGUAAGUGCAAACUUGUCAACUAAUUGGUAUGCUGUGUAAAGCUAUUUCAAGUGGAACUGUGGCAGUUGCUUUGUAGAUACCUCAUGUUUAUAACAUUUCAGUUACAUGUCAAAAAAAUUUCAAGGGUGGGAACAGUAAGAAGUACAUGGACAGAUGUUAAAAUUUGAAACUUUCUAUGAAGUCGUGUUCCUUGUUUACUUCAAAAUAUCGCAACUUGGAUAACUAAAUGUUUGCUGCUUUCAAAUUAGUUAUAAAAUUACUUACUCUUAUAAUUUAAUUGUAAUUUGUUUAAUUCUAUCUUCUAAAUGGUGACAAACGCACAAAUAUAAUGAGAUAAAAUUUUCCUUUUUCAAGUUACCAUGGGUGCAUCACUCAGUUUGUAUUCUACUCUUGCUUGUCUUUCAAAGGAUGUCUGCCAGACAUCAUGUAAAUAUUGUGUAAAGAUUAUUUUUGAAAGUAUAUUUUUGUUGUAGAUUCCUAGACUUUGAUCAGGUUGAAAGCUUAGAAGUCAGUGAGGACUUGACAUUUUGAUGUGGAGAAAUGAAUGGUACUAGUAUCAGAAUAUGUGAACAUCCUAUCUGCUUCCUAGCUGGACUGAUGUGACUGCUACAAAUCCCUCUGGAAGUGUGACUUAACUGUAUGUUAUGAUGCAGGAGUUGAUUAAUUUUUGGAUCGUUUGCUAUUGUUUCAAAACCUUUUCAGAGGGAGGCAUAGCAGGAAAAACAUGUAAAUACUUGAGGAACUUGGGGACCUGAUUAUUUUUGUCGGAUUCCUGGACAUGUGGACUAAUUUGCCCAAUGUUUGUGGAAUGAACGACAGCCAGAGACCAGCAACGACUGCCUGUAUGCUCGCUAGACUAUGCACACGAUGAUCACAGUGUUUAUACCUGUGCGUCUCCUGUCAUUAGCUAGCACGCAUUGUAAAGUAGAGAGAUUACAUAUUUUUGUAUAGAUUUGUGAGUAUGAGUGGUAUAGAGUUUUUCGUUUAAAUUUAUUUAAGUGCGUCUCAUGACUUAGCUCAUACUUUAGUGAAGUAUAAAAACUUUGAGCGGAUUUGAAUAUUUUGCUGGGUGAAGUUGACUCCCAAUUCAAUAGACUUUCUUUGUGCCAUGUUUUAAUUUCUUCAAUUAAGAAACUGUUUCUGAUUAUAAGAGUGCUUUUGAUCCCUAAAGAAGACCUGUGCUACAAGAUGAAAUUUAAGAUGUGUGAUUAUUGCUAAAUGCUGAAUGUGUGUGACCUGGACUGCAGUUGCAACCAAUUCAUGUUCAUCAAUCAGCCUCAUGUAUGUAUCUUGGUGGAUUUCUUUUGCAACCAAAGGUAGUGUUUAAUGCCACAAAAAAAAAAAGCUGGACUUUUUGUUUGUGCUAAUGUCAAUCCCUGUAUUAAUUAAAUAAUACCAUCUUAUUCCUA